Molecule: messenger RNA, 2804 nt
Organism: Ceratitis capitata (Mediterranean fruit fly)
Lineage: Eukaryota; Metazoa; Arthropoda; Insecta; Diptera; Tephritidae
Gene: hay
Product: DNA excision repair protein haywire
Exons: 4
Coding region: 257-2689 (810 amino acids)
Biological process (GO): transcription initiation at RNA polymerase II promoter; nucleotide-excision repair
Cellular component (GO): nucleotide-excision repair factor 3 complex; transcription preinitiation complex; transcription factor TFIIH holo complex
Molecular function (GO): DNA binding; hydrolase activity; 3'-5' DNA helicase activity
Source: RefSeq, a predicted model, not a curated record
AUAGAAUUACUCCGCGUAGAUUAUUUUAAUCAUGGCACAUAGUUUGUUUAAUUGAUGUGUUUACGAAUGUGUAAAUGACAUAACUGCAACUAUGUAAUAAAAGUAGCUGGUCACUCUAGUUUUAACAGCUGUGAAGUUAUGUAUUGCCAAUAUAAAGAAAUUCAUAUAUAAACUAUUUCAACGUUCUUGUUUUUCGCAAAUAGCGUCAAUUGGCAUUCUCCUGGAUUAGUUUAUUGUGAAAUUAAAAAAAGUUAUAAUGGGCCCUCCAAAAAAAUCAAAAAAAGACCGAUUUACCGGUGAAAAAUUUGGAAAAAAACGACGUGCUGAAGACGAAGCUUACACCCAAUUGGUGGAAGAUGGAGAUUCUCUUGCCUCUGAUGGCGCUGCUGAGUUAGACGGCGUACCCGUUGCUGCUUCCAAAAAUGUAGAAACCAACGAUGAUGGCAUUAUGACUGACGAGUACGGUGCAAAGGAUUACCGUGCUCAAAUGGAGUUAAAGACUGACCAUACAAAUAGACCGCUAUGGGUUGCACCAAAUGGCCAUGUGUUUCUGGAAUCAUUUUCACCUGUUUAUAAACAUGCUCAUGACUUUUUAAUUGCUAUUUCGGAGCCGGUUUGCCGUCCUGAACAUAUACAUGAAUAUAAGUUAACGGCGUAUAGUUUAUAUGCAGCUGUGUCAGUGGGAUUGCAGACACAUGAUAUCAUUGAAUAUCUCAAGCGUUUAAGUAAAACGUCAAUACCAGAAGGUAUCAUUGAAUUUAUCAAACUUUGUACUUUGUCUUACGGAAAGGUAAAAUUAGUGCUUAAACACAACAGAUAUUUUAUUGAAUCACCUCAUCCUGAAAUUCUUCAAAAACUCUUAAAAGAUCCUGUAAUUCAACAAUGUCGUUUAAAACGAGAAGAAGGCGAGGGCUUCAUACAGGGUAAAUUAGAGGGUAAAGCUAUCACACAAUUUGGAACAAAACUGCCACCUGGCAGUGAAAAUACCGCCACAAGCACCAGCGAUUCUGCUGCUGGUGCGGCCCCCGGUACGGCGGUGGGAACAAAUCCAGAUGGUACUACAGCCGUUCCUGAAGACAUUACAAACUUCUAUGAUAAAAUCGAUAACGAAGAAGAAGAUGAGGAUGAAGCCAAUUUGAAAACCGUGUCUUUUGAAGUGAAUCAAGAAAAAAUCGAAGUUAUACAGAAACGUUGUAUUGAAAUAGAACAUCCACUGUUAGCAGAAUAUGAUUUCCGUAACGAUACACAUAAUCCAGACAUAAACAUAGAUUUAAAACCGGCUGCGGUUCUUCGACCUUAUCAAGAAAAAAGCUUACGUAAAAUGUUCGGUAACGGCCGUGCCCGUUCUGGAGUAAUUGUACUGCCAUGUGGUGCGGGCAAAUCGCUUGUCGGUGUGACAGCUUGCUGUACAGUUCGUAAACGUGCACUUGUUCUUUGCAACAGUGGUGUUUCUGUAGAACAAUGGAAACAACAAUUUAAAAUGUGGUCCACUGCUGAUGACAGUAUGAUUUGUCGAUUCACUUCUGAAGCUAAGGACAAACCCAUGGGUUGCGGCAUACUCGUAACAACAUAUUCUAUGAUAACACAUACCCAGAAACGUUCUUGGGAAGCAGAACAAACCAUGCGCUGGUUGCAGGAACAGGAAUGGGGUAUUAUGGUGCUCGAUGAAGUACAUACUAUACCCGCUAAAAUGUUCAGACGUGUUCUGACGAUUGUGCAGUCUCACUGCAAAUUAGGUCUAACAGCCACAUUGUUGCGUGAAGAUGAUAAGAUUGCUGAUUUGAAUUUUCUUAUUGGACCGAAACUUUAUGAAGCAAAUUGGUUGGAAUUACAAAAGAAAGGUUAUAUUGCCAAGGUACAGUGCGCUGAAGUGUGGUGCCCGAUGUCUCCAGAAUUCUACCGUGAAUAUCUUACUACGAAGACUUCCAAGAAAAUGCUACUCUAUGUAAUGAAUCCGUCCAAGUUUCGUAGUUGUCAGUUUUUAAUCAAGUAUCAUGAGAAACGAGGAGACAAAACAAUUGUAUUUUCCGAUAACGUAUUUGCCCUUAAACACUAUGCAAUUAAGAUGAACAAACCAUUUAUUUAUGGACCUACUUCACAAAAUGAGCGUAUACAAAUUCUACAAAACUUUAAAUUCAAUCAAAAGGUGAAUACAAUUUUUGUGUCCAAAGUUGCCGAUACGAGUUUUGAUUUACCCGAGGCUAAUGUACUAAUUCAAAUAUCCUCACAUGGUGGCUCUCGGCGUCAGGAAGCACAACGUCUUGGUCGUAUUUUGCGUGCCAAAAAAGGAGCUAUCGCAGAAGAAUACAAUGCUUUCUUCUAUACUCUCGUUUCACAGGACACCUUGGAAAUGAGCUACUCACGCAAACGUCAAAGAUUUUUAGUCAACCAAGGUUACAGCUAUAAGGUUAUCACCCACUUGAGUGGAAUGGACACGGACCCAGAUCUGAUGUAUAAAACCCGUGAAGAACAGUCACAGCUCUUGCAGCAAGUUUUAUCGGCAUCAGACUUGGAUUGCGAAGACGAAAAAGUGCCGGGAGAACCAGGUUAUCGGCCCAGUGGUGCAACAGCAUCUAAACGGGCUGGAGGUCUCAGCUCCAUGUCUGGUGGCGACGAUGCUAUCUACUAUGAACAACGCCGACGUAAUGCAGGUUCGGUGCAUCCUCUUUUCAAAAAAUUUAGAGGCUAAAUGUAUAAUUCUUCGUGGAAGGAUUAUAAAAGAUUUAAAAUCUUAUCAUAAUACAAUCCGUUUGUAAGUAGUAGUUUUUCGGAAAAUACAUUUGCAUAAUUCUUAUUUUUAAAAC